Giardia duodenalis is the source of this 2496-nucleotide messenger RNA. RefSeq lists its product as uncharacterized. The transcript has a single exon. The coding region runs from base 1 to 2496 and encodes 831 amino acids. The record is from RefSeq and is a predicted model, not a curated record. NCBI's taxonomy places the organism in Eukaryota, Fornicata, Diplomonadida, Hexamitidae.
AUGAGCCAAGCGUCUGCAUCUCCUCACUUGCAGGACCACAGACUAGCACCCGACAUCGCUCUGGCCAAUGAUCUGGACAAGGCCUCUCAGCUUGUUGUAGAAAUAAAACGGAAGGCCUUGGACGUCGAACACCUACUCCAAGAGGAUAUACGAGCCUCGCAGAGCUCUUCCUACGGAGCUUCCACACAUUCUGCAGACCUUACAUCUUCACGAUCUCCGCAGCGAAACUUCAGUCUCUCGCCAUCGGCCUCACGGCCGCCGUUGUCCAUAGAGGAGAGGCAAAUUUUAUCAGAUAAAAUAUAUCAACUAGAGGACGAUCUUAGGAUUGAAAAGCUGAAAAACAAAUCUCUCUGCAGUACGUACACAACGGAUGUCGCUGAACUCAUGGCUCAAGUCUCGGAUUUAAAGGCAUCUAGUGCAGUUAAUAACACUCAGGCAUUUCUUCAUCAAAAGCCCCAUGGUCUUUCUAAUAGUGUAAUGAAUGCAAGCAUGCUUGGAUUGCAAGAUUUGGGUAAAAGUGUGGGUGAUAGGCUGCUUCUCAGCGGCUAUUUUCGUGAUGAUCCUCCAAAUAUAGCUCUUUCUGCCGAUAAUAGUGUCACUGGCUCAUCCCUAGCCAACUCUACCACUGUGCCACCUUUGGGAACAACCCUCACGGCGAGUAGGGUUAAUCCCGGCUUUAUGGGUCGCCUUGGGCCGGAGUACCCCGAUGUUUAUGAUCACAGAUAUGCCACGAUCAGUGCCCCCGACCAUGAUAGAAAUUCAGCUAGGGUGGAUGUACUUAUUACCGAUUCCACAACCUCUGUGGGGCCCCCAUUUGCUAUGGUCCAUCCUGACUUGGAUAAGUCAGUGCCUGAACCAGCAGCUGACCCUGUUUCUCUAUCAGUCCCUGCAACACCUGGCCCGAAAAGCUUCCUCUCUGUCAUUUCCUUUAACCCAGCGGUCAUUUCAAACCACCAGCGCAUCCUGAAUAUGAUGGCCCGCUCCAAACUUGGAGCAAUGGCACAGCUUAACGCGAUUACUGCAUCUAUGACAGAGAGUGCUGCCCUCGCAUCUACUUAUACAGGCAUAGACCCAAGACUUACAAUGGAAACACCUACAGGUCACGUAGAAGGACAUAACUACACUCUAACUCCGCUAACGGAUUUCGUGAAUCGCCAGCAAUCACCCACCACGUUAGACAACCUUACUACAAGGUCUAACAACACACGCACCGAACACUAUGAGCGCCAGCUACAGACACCAGGCCCACGCAGACCCAACUAUCAAGUUAGAGUAGAUGCCAUGAGCAGCUCACUAAAGACUCCCAUACUGGGGCAGGAUCUUGUUAAUCCAGCACUAAUCCAGAACUUGGAAUUUGUUCGCUUAUACCUCUCCAACACUUUUGAAAAGAACGAUGCUGUCAAAAGCCUUUAUAAUUCAAUAGUAUCUAUGCCAGAGUUUCAGUCUGCCGUGCAAAUAAUGACUGAAAGCUGUGUUGAGGAGGCACUAACUGCGACAUCUUUACUUGAAGUAAAGUCUGUAGAAGCAGAGGUUCUUAAGUCGCGCAUUAUAGAGCUCGAAGCCACAGUGGCACAGACCCUCAAAGAUCAAUUAGCCAAUGUCAAGGAGGUGGCACAUCUAAAGUCUAGCCAUUGGGAGCACGAAGGGAGAGGAAAUAACGCAGCGAAUCCACUGGAGUCUAGCGUUACAACGGUGAGCCAGCUUGAGCACAAAGCACCACUGGUUAGUGAUGCGGAUAAAGUUAUUGCAAGCUACGAAUCAACAAUUGAUAAUCUGACCCAGAUGGUAAAUUAUAGUGCAGCGGAAGCACUGAGGAUCUCUGUCGAUGAGACCGAGCAGCGACGCGAAAAGGAAGCGUACAAGGCAAAGUUGGAGGCUCUCACCUCCAGCUUUGAAAAGAUAACAAAGUCAAACUAUGAGCUCCAGCAGCAACUAGAUACACUCACUGUUCGAUCAAAGGUCAUAGAGGAUGAUAAAAAGCGCAUAAGAAUCAGCCAGUUACAUGACGAAAUCCAGACAUAUAGAGCAGAGAAUAGAGAGCUCAAAGCACAGUUGGACAGAAUAAAGGAGGCUGCAAAAGCAUAUCAGGGUGCGACCUCAGACGAUAUUCCCGUUGACCUGAUGAUUCAAACGCUUGUUGACUGCAUUGCUACAAAGUCAGCCGACUUACGACAAGUGGAGCAGGACAAUAAGAAACUUAGAGAAGAAAAUGCUAAACUUGUUACUGAGAUGGAUUCCUUGCGCGCACAGAUGCAAGAGUUAAGAAAUCAGCAAGACGGUGCUGCGAAGAGCUUUAAUGAUAUGCGCCUGCUGUACAUCGAAGAAAACAAGAUACUAAAAGAGGAAAACACGCUCCUAGAAAAAGAGAAGAGGCUGAGCGAAUACAAGAAUGGUCUUCUCCAAAAGAAGCUGAAGACUCUAAGCGACCUCAGUGAGUGUGAAUACACCCACGGAAACAUGGUUGAAACCAGCCCCCUGCAAAGCGGUCUUCAGUAA